AUGGUUAAUAGCAAGGCGAUGGAGUAUAACACGGUGGGCUUAGUUCGAAACAAGGUUCAGAGCACGGAAGACCAGGUUCAGGGCACGGUGGACAAGGUUCAGGACACGGUGGACAAGGUUCGGGGCACGGUGGACAAGGUAAGGAGCAGGGUGGUAUACAUGGUGGUGUGUACACAAGGGCAGGUCCGACGCAAGGUGGGACUAGCCGCGGAAUGCAUAUCGACGGUGGACAGAUGCAAGGCUCUCCUAGCUUUCCAAUGCAUACGGUAG
Parnassius apollo (apollo) is the source of this 270-nucleotide messenger RNA. NCBI's taxonomy places the organism in Eukaryota, Metazoa, Arthropoda, Insecta, Lepidoptera, Papilionidae. The record is from the annotation of a GenBank genome assembly.